Didymosphaeria variabile is the source of this 1755-nucleotide messenger RNA. It is a transcript of the gene MFS1, whose product is annotated as MFS sugar transporter. Gene Ontology annotation, molecular function: transmembrane transporter activity. The record is from RefSeq and is a predicted model, not a curated record. Lineage: Eukaryota; Fungi; Ascomycota; Dothideomycetes; Pleosporales; Didymosphaeriaceae. The coding region runs from base 1 to 1755 and encodes 584 amino acids. The transcript has 3 exons. Gene Ontology annotation, biological process: transmembrane transport.
AUGAGCGAACAGAACAACCAUCUUAAGCCAUCUGGGGCCAGCAUUGCCGACUCGGAGAAGACCGCAGCUGUUAGCAAAGCACCCUCCGUCAUGGACUACGAGAAGACAGAUGCUAUUUCCGCACGGGAAACUUCCGCCGAGCCACAAACAGCACCCGGGACUGCGAACUCAAAGGAACAGACAAUCGUCGACGAGGCAGAUCGGGCGGCGGAAGAGGACGAGGAGGACUACCCCAAAGCAUGGCGCCUUGGUGUCAUCACCAUAGCCCUGUGCUUGUCCGUCUUCUGCAUGGCAUUGGACAACACCAUCAUCGCAACUGCUAUCCCGCGCAUCACAGAUCAGUUCAAGGCCCUCAAUGACGUCGGAUGGUACGGGAGUGCAUACCUUCUCACCACCUGCGCGACACAACUCAUCUACGGAAAGUUCUACACCUUCUACUCGAUCAAAUGGGUCUACAUCUCCGCCCUGUUUAUCUUCGAGCUCGGCUCCCUCAUCUGCGGUGUUGCGCCCAACUCCACCGCCCUAAUCAUCGGACGCGCCAUCGCCGGUGUCGGUUCAGCAGGUAUCUUCAGCGGGGCUAUUCUCAUCAUCACUGUCAGCGUGCCCCUGCGACAACGUCCGGCCUACAUGGGCCUGAUCGGCGGUAUGUACGGGAUCGCUAGUGUUGCGGGUCCACUCCUCGGUGGUGCCUUCACCGAUCACUUGACCUGGAGAUGGUGCUUCUACAUUAACCUCCCCCUUGGAGCUGUCACCGCUGCGUUUAUCAUCCCGUUCUUCAAGAUCAAGCGCCGCAAUGCUAAGAUCAAUUCCACUUUCCUCGAGCAGCUCAAGAGGUUCGAUCUCGAGGGUAGUGCCCUGUUCCUACCAGCCAUUAUCUGCUUGCUUCUUGCUCUCCAGUGGGGUGGCAGCAAGUACGAGUGGAAGAACGGUCGGAUCAUCGCUCUGUUGGUCAUUGCCGCUCUACUGAUCAUUGGUUUCCUUGCUAUUCAAGUCUGGAAGCAGGAAGAUGCUACCGUCCCUCCUCGUGUCUUCAAGAACCGCAACGUCUGGGGAUCUGCCUGGUUCGUGGCCAUGUUGGGCGCUGCCUUCUUCGUCAUGGUCUACUACAUUCCCAUCUGGUUCCAAUCUGUCAAAAGCGUUUCGGCCACGAAGUCGGGUAUCAUGAACCUGCCAGCUAUUCUCGGACUUGUCGUCAUCUCUAUGAUCUCAGGCGCAGCUGUCACUGUUGUCGGUUACUACACGCCCUUUAUGCUCGUCUCCUCAGUCUUCAUGACCAUCGGCGCCGGCCUUCUCUCUACCUUCGAGACCGAUACCAACUCUGCCAAGUGGAUCGGCUACCAGUUCAUCUUCGGUGCGGGUGUCGGUUUCGGUAUGCAGCAGGCACUUGUCGCCGUUCAAACCGCACUUCCCAAGGACGACGUGCCCAUCGGCACGGCCAUCAUGAUGUUUUCCCAGACUCUUGGUGGCGCCCUCUUCAUCUCCGUCGGUCAGAACGUCUUCACCAACCAGCUCAUCAAGAAUUUGCAGACCGUAGUGCCGGACCUGAAUCCCAGCAUUGUGCUUGCAGUCGGCGCAACCGAGCUAAAGAACCAGAUUGAGGAGAAAUUCCUGAGCGGCGUGUUGACGGCAUACAACGCUGCGCUGACGCAGACAUUCUAUGUUAGCGUUGCCACGGCUGCUAUGUCCAUCUUUGGCGCGGCCUUUGUUGAAUGGAAGAGCAUGAAGGGUAAGGAGAUUGUAAUGGGUGCGGCGUAG